Molecule: messenger RNA, 1054 nt
Organism: Nothoprocta perdicaria
Lineage: Eukaryota; Metazoa; Chordata; Aves; Tinamiformes; Tinamidae
Gene: COMTD1
Product: catechol-O-methyltransferase domain containing 1
Exons: 7
Coding region: 1-846 (281 amino acids)
Molecular function (GO): S-adenosylmethionine-dependent methyltransferase activity; O-methyltransferase activity
Source: RefSeq, a predicted model, not a curated record
AUGGAGCCGCGGAGCCGCAAAUCUGAUUUACGGCCCCGCAGUUACAAGGGCUGCCUGCCACGGGACUGUUUUAUUUGGCUGCAAACUGCCGCGUUCCGGCUUCCUGAUAACGCAUUUCCUCCAAGAGGGGACGAAACGCCCUCGUGUAGGAGAUUCCCUUCCUUAGGUUUUGGGACGCCCAAAUCAUCCAAGGGUUUCCUGGGGAAAAGCAGCCCUCUCUGGCAGUACAUCCUGGAUCACUCCUUGCGGGAGCACCCCAUGCUGAAGAAGCUGCGACUGCUCACUGCCGACCAGCCCUGGAGUAACAUGAUGGUGUCCUGUGACCAGGCUCAGCUUAUGGCAAAUUUGGUCAAACUUAUCAAAGCCAAGAAAGUUAUUGAAAUAGGUGUUUUCACGGGAUACAACACCUUGAACAUGGCCCUUGUCUUGCCGGAUAAUGGCAGAGUUAUCGCCUGUGAUAUAAACGAGGACUAUGCCAAAAUUGGAAAGCCUCUGUGGCAGGAGGCAGGCGUAGACCAUAAAAUUGACCUACGAAUUAAGCCAGCAGUUCAAACGCUUGAUGAGCUACUGGCCGCUGGAGAAGGAGAGACCUUUGACUUUGCUUUCAUUGAUGCUGAUAAGGAGAGCUACAACGAGUACUAUGAAAAAUGCCUGCGCCUCAUAAAGAAAGGGGGAAUAAUAGCGAUUGAUAAUGUCCUUUGGGGUGGAAGGGUGCUAAAACCAAGGAAGGACGACUUGGCAACGCAGAGCAUUCACCACCUCAACGAGAAGCUUCUCAGGGAUACGCGAGUCAGUAUCAGCAUGAUCCCCAUGGGGGAUGGAGUGACAUUGGCAUUCAAGUUGUAGCCGCAGGAAGCCCAGCAGAUGGGAAGCAGCAAGGAGCACCAACCACCAGGAAAGAUGGAGGUGGAAUACUCAACAGGAAUGAUUAUUUAACCCGGGUCUCCGCAGGAUUGCUUAGCCUGCUAAAGCAGACUUUAGAAUCAGCAGGAUCCCUUACGAGCAGCUGAGUUGAGAAGAGAGAAUUAUUUUGAGAUUAGUAUGGCUUAUUUUA